Messenger RNA from Equus quagga, 4090 nucleotides. RefSeq names its product SPARC (osteonectin), cwcv and kazal like domains proteoglycan 1 (gene SPOCK1). Gene Ontology annotation, molecular function: calcium ion binding; protein binding. The record is from RefSeq and is a predicted model, not a curated record. The transcript has 11 exons. The coding region runs from base 117 to 1436 and encodes 439 amino acids. NCBI's taxonomy places the organism in Eukaryota, Metazoa, Chordata, Mammalia, Perissodactyla, Equidae.
CGCGGCGGCGGGUGGCGGGAGCGCAGGGGAGCGAGCCGACCGAUCUCAGCCCUCUCCGCGACCGCGCCACAGGAGCUCGAGCAACUCGGACGCGGGGACCCAGGCCGGCGCCCAAGAUGCCAGCGAUCGCGGUGCUCGCCGCGGCCGCCGCGGCGUGGUGCUUCCUCCAGGUCGAGAGCCGGCACCUGGACGCACUCGCUGGAGGCGCGGGCCCCAACAACGGCAAUUUCCUAGACAAUGACCAGUGGCUGAGCACCGUUUCCCAGUACGACCGGGACAAGUACUGGAACCGCUUUCGAGACGAUGAUUAUUUCAGGAACUGGAAUCCCAACAAGCCCUUUGACCAAGCCCUGGACCCAUCCAAAGACCCCUGCUUGAAGGUGAAGUGCAGCCCUCACAAAGUGUGCGUGACCCAGGACUACCAGACAGCCCUGUGCAUCAGCCGCAAGCACCUGCUCCCCAGGCAAAAGAAGGGGAACGUGGCCCACAAACACUGGGUUGGACCUUCGAAUUUGGUCAAGUGCAAGCCCUGCCCUGUGGCACCAUCAGCCAUGGUCUGCGGUUCCGACGGCCACACCUAUACAUCCAAGUGUAAGUUGGAGUUCCACGCCUGUUCUACUGGCAAAAGCCUCACCACCCUCUGUGAUGGGCCCUGUCCAUGCCUCCCAGAGCCGGAACCUCCAAAACACAAGGCAGAGAAGAAUGCCUGCACAGACAAGGAGUUGAGGAACCUCGCUUCCCGGCUGAAAGACUGGUUUGGAGCCCUUCAUGAGGACGCAAACAGGGUCAUCAAACCCACCAGCUCCGACACAGCUCAAGGCAGGUUUGACACCAGCAUCCUGCCCAUCUGCAAGGACUCCCUGGGCUGGAUGUUCAACAAGUUGGACAUGAACUAUGACCUCCUGCUUGACCACUCAGAGAUCAAUGCCAUCUACCUGGAUAAAUACGAGCCCUGUAUCAAGCCUCUCUUCAACUCUUGCGACUCCUUCAAGGAUGGCAAGCUCUCUAACAACGAGUGGUGCUAUUGCUUCCAGAAGCCUGGAGGUCUCCCUUGCCAGAAUGAAAUGAACAGGAUUCAGAAGCUCAGCAAGGGGAAAAGCCUGUUGGGAGCGUUCAUACCGCGGUGUAAUGAGGAGGGCUACUACAAAGCCACGCAGUGCCACGGUAGCACGGGGCAGUGCUGGUGUGUGGAUAAAUACGGGAACGAGCUAGCCGGCUCCAGGAAACAGGGAACUGUGAGCUGUGAAGAGGAGCAGGAAACCUCAGGGGAUUUCGGCAGCGGUGGCUCCGUGGUCCUGUUGGACGACCUAGAGGAUGAAAGGGAGCUGGGACCAAAGGACAAAUUGGGGAAGCUGAGGGUGCACACCCGGGCAGUGACGGAGGAUGAUGAGGACGAGGAUGAUGACAAAGAGGAUGAAGUCGGGUACAUAUGGUAGUCCCCAUGAGGAAGAGGACACGAGGUUUGCACAAAAUUGCAAGUCACUUCCUGUUCCUGCAUUUGUAUCUAAGACUCCACGGCACCAAGGUCUCUUCUCCAUUGUUGCUCUCUAUACCUAACCUAAGGUUUGGAAGACAACUCUUUGUUCCCAGAGCAUUCUGAUUUUGCAUACAGUUGUGUGGGAAGAAGAGUGUUAUGUUUUGUUUUGUUUUUUCUAUGGGAAUGGCUGGCUGCAUCAGAGCCCCCUUCCCUCCCCUGAGAUUUCUGCAAUGAGCAUGUGAUUUAUGUGGGAUUCUGACAGUGCAGGGAGCCCCCGCCCUCUAAACGUCCAUGGCCCUUUUUGAUCACCCACAAGGUGGUGAUUACAGCAUGGUUCCCAGCCUUACAGUGUCUAAGUGCUUUUCUUGUGUCCUGUAGAUGUUGUGGAAAACACACCACACUGUACCUUUCCCCCUGGCCCCACCACCCCUGGUGUUUAUUAUUGAAAAUUAGUUUUUCACGUCACUGUAUCUGGCUUCCUACAAACAACAGCCUUAAUUCAGUCAAGCACCCCUUUGGGGAAUUGAUUUUCUUUAUUUAAAAAAAUGGUGUCUGGAUGCUUCUCUCUGUACUUGCAUAAAUAUGUAUGUCUGUACAGAAGAGACUGUGCAUGUGCAUGCCUCACACGCACAGAGUACACACACCUCUCAGAAAAAGCAGGUACCUAUUAAAAAGUCAUUUGGAAAACAAUUACAAAUUUUUCAGCUUGUCCAGACCUGGCUCACAAUUUCUGGAGUAGGGAAUUUGUAUCGAAGUCCUUUCUUGCACUAACAGUUGGCACUUGUCGCCUGCAGGCUGAGGAGGUUUCUUCUCUAUGCAUCAGUAGAGUUACUGGAAGCCUCUUUGAUUUGGAUAAGCCUCUCUCUGCCUAAAUCGCUUUUCCCGCAGAAGCCAUGCGACUCCCAUGUGGGCAGCUUCACAAGCCAUCUCUUUCAUUUCAGCUCAAAGCCCCCUCGGACUGCAGCACUUCUGUCUGCCGCAGGUUCCCCCCUUCCCUACCUACUCAAGGGCUUUUUCUAAGGCAUGUAUGCACACCCCUGCUCUCUGAGAAGACAGUACCAUGGUGUUCCUUAGCAGAAGAAAAUUCAGGCUUCUAGACUCACUGUUUUGCUUUUGCUCCCUUUCUAUCCACACAUCAUGAGGACAGUAUAAAAGCUGUAUGGAUUUUAUAUCGUUCAUCGUUUGUAAAAAAUCCUAGAUGGAGACCUAGAAAGAACUUUCUAGUAGCACAUGGAAGCUGGGUUGGAUUUUUAGGAGCUAGUUCUGCCACCACCCCGUCACCCGAACAAGUGUCAAGAUACUGAUGAAAGCCCUUGACCAUUGUAUUUAUUGUCCCUAAGUCAAGUCAUUAUUAGAGUCUAUCUCCAAAUUUCGUAGCUUUUAGGAUGUCUCCCCUAUCAAGCUGGUCCAGAUACAAGUACCAAAGAGUAGUCCAGUGUACCAGCCCUUAAGCUCCUGCCCCACCUGGUUUCCACCUACCUGGAUGCCCUAAUCAGCCAGCCAGCAAGGCUCUCUGACCCACAUUUGUUUUUCGUCCCUUCCCUGUGAGCUCCACCCAGUCUAUAAGAAGAUCAGACAAACUCAGGCAAAAAAUAUAUUCAGCCAAACCAUGAUCACAGUGGCAGCUGACCACUCCCCCACCCUAAACUGACUAUUUGUUUGUAUUUUACCAGCCCACUUCAAAACUAGCAUUCUCCCUUGCAUUGGCCAGAUAAAGUGUCAUUAUCCCUACCUAGAGUUAGUGUCAGAUGGGAAAUGAACAUACUUGAUAUAGUGAACUCAUUUGGCCCGACAGACACAAGUACAACCAGGACCCUAGGUGUAAAGAGACCGUGGGCAAGCUCUGUAUUGGGAUCUCAAGUCCAUCAUCUCUGUUUCGAUAUUUAUUUUUUCUCACUUGAACAAAACUCUGAGAUCAUAAUUUAGAAAACAGGUGCUUAAUUGCAGCUAAAUGACAAUAGAGUGUAUAAAAGAAUCAAGACGUUAAAAAAAUCUCAGUUUAGACCAUCAAAGAAAACCAUUGUUACUAUCAUGCACAAGAGAACAAAUUAAAAUCGACAAAUUGAUUUCACUUAGAGAAACUUCUAGGAACAGAGUGAACCACUGAUUUUAAUUUGCCUAAUUAUCUUAUGACAAGUGUCAAAUUAAGAUGACACUUAAAGAUCCUCAGCAUUAACUUAAUGAUGGAGAAGAGGGCUCAGUAGUCAAUUCCCAGUAAGGUAAUGAGAUGCUCGUUUUCAGAGAGAUUCCAAGAUAUUUUAAUUCAUGAAAAUAUUAAAUAAAAAGCCAUCCCCAGACUGGAACCCAAAAUCAAUGGAGCAACGUUAAUGCCACUUUUCAUGCCUCAGUUUGGCGUGACAGCAGUAGAUUUCUUUAAGGGGCUUUAGUACUUUUCACAAGUAGUAAAGAGUAGAUUUUUUAGUUAUCUUCAGAAGUAGAAUUUUUGUUUUCCUCUUUUUUGGCAGGAGUCCUUCAGCUAGUGACUGAGUAUACAUAAAAAUCUUGAUUGAAAAAAAUAGUACUGUGAUGCACCAUCCCUUCUUUGAGACAGGCACUGAGUUGAAUCCUCACUACUCAGUUUGGGAAACUCCUUAGGUAAUUGUUUUAUUCUUG